AUGCAGGCGAAGAGCAGCGACAGUCAGAGUCUUGGGACAAAGGCAUCGCCUUCUCUCGGAGAGGCGCACGAUUGGCUCUCGUACAUGCCUCGAGCCAUUCCCGGUCACGUCUCGGCCGAUGGCCAGUCUUCUGAUCCUUACAGGGUUCAACAGCAACUUCCAAUCCUUCUUCGCAUUCCACCCUCCACCCACGCUCCCCUCUUUGCUCACCGACAAUGGAGGUCUGGACUUGUAAUGAGCGACAUCAUUCACUCGGGCAUCUUGCCUCUGCAUGGCAAUAGGAUUCUGGAGCUAGGAGCAGGGACAGGACUUCCUUCCAUACUCUGUGCUGCACAGCCCAACGUGCAAAGAGUGGUGGUGACGGAUUACGACGAGCCUACACUGUUGCAUCGAUUAAAGGAGAAUGUCAUGAGCAAUCCUGGGAUUGGUAACAAGAUCAGAGUCCGAGGACAUGCUUGGGGAGUCAACGUAGACGAUCUGAGAGACGAGAUGGGCAGAGCUUUGUCCCAUAGCGCAGCUGAAAACGACAAGGCAGACGUCAUCCUUCUCGCCGAUUGCCUGUGGGUCAAAUCGAUCCUACAAUCACUCCUCAAUGAGUCUGAAUCUCGUCUCAUGGCUGACACUUUAGCUUCGUUCUACUUUCUCAUCGUCAUCCAGGUGGGACAGAUUCUCACACGCGCCGCUUUUGCGCACGCUUACGAGCUUGUUGUCAAAAGACGGCAAUGCUCGGAUAUACAUCGUCUCUGGUCUGCACACUGGACGAGAAGUCUUGUGGUCCUUCAUGCAAGCUGCUCACCGGCUUGGGCUUGCAGUCGUUCCCAUGCCUGGUGCGGACGACUGGCCCAGUCUUUCGGAGUGGAAUGAAGCAAGCAUCGAGGGCCAGGGUACGGCGCAGCACGAUGCAGUAGCGCACGUGUUGGAAUUAGGACUUGCGUUUCUAGACGAAGAGGAGGAGAGUGGCCAUCCUCUUUCCGUCAAAGAUGCCUCGAGCGAAGCUGUUGAGGCCGAGCGACACCCAAGAACGAUCAAGGUGCACGAGCCGCGUCUGAACGGCAAUAGGCGCAAAUUUCGGACACGGGAGAGAGAUGAGGAGAAGAAAGAGGUCGGAGGCGUCAAGGAGCGCAACAAAUGGAUCUGUGCUUGGGCCAUGGGCUGGAGGUGA
Molecule: messenger RNA, 1162 nt
Organism: Ceraceosorus bombacis
Lineage: Eukaryota; Fungi; Basidiomycota; Exobasidiomycetes; Ceraceosorales; Ceraceosoraceae
Source: the annotation of a GenBank genome assembly